CUCCCGGCCAUGGCGACCGCAGACCGGGUCGCCGCCACCUUCCUCUCCUCUUUCCCCACUCACCAUCCCCGCCCCUUUUCCUCCGUUUCCCUCGUGACAAACCCUGUCCUACCCGUCUCCCUUCGGGCCGCUGUCACAGGUGGCCCACGGCUCGCCUCCCGUCUCCGGGUCCACCGCGUCGGCGCCGCCGUCGCCCAGCUUCCCACCACGAAUCCGGAGGUAGCUUCUGGGGAGAAGAAGAUCAGAUGGUCAUCAAGGGCUGUGCGGUCUUUUGCGAUGGCAGAGCUGGAGGCCCGGAAGAUGAGGUACCCUACCACAGGCACCGAGGGGCUCCUCAUGGGCAUUCUUGUUGAAGGAACUAGUGGCGCAGCAAAACUUUUGCGUGCUAAUGGAACCACACUUCUCAAAGUGCGUGAGGAGGCAGCGAAUGUUCUUGGGAAAUCAGAAAUGUUUUACUUUAGUCCCAUGCAUCCACCAUUGACAGAAGCUGCACAACGAGCCCUUGAUUGGGCUGUCAAUGAAAAAUUGAAAUCAGGUGAGGAUGGAGAAGUAACCGCCAAUCAUUUGCUACUGGGGAUAUGGUCAGAUAAAGAGUCGGCUGGUCAUAAAAUCCUGUAUUCGCUUGGAUUUGACGAUGAGAAAGCCAGUUUACUGGCCAAAACGGCUGGUGAAGAGGCUGCAAUGAGUCUUAGAGAGCAAGGAGAGCACCUAAUUUAUUCGUCAACUUAAGUUGGUAUUGUGCACUAGCUUUUAUGCACUUCUUGGUGCCUCGAGACGUUGACCUGGAGAGGCUGCCUCUACAAACUUUAGAACUUAUUAUGGAGAUAUGUUAGGUCAGAUACGAUAUUUGUACUCUCACGAUUGCCGAUGCCUGUGAAAACGUUGCGCUUUGUUUGUCACGGUGAAUGCUUGUGUUCCUUUAUCAGCUGGAUUUGGGAACUGCUCGUAGAAAACAAGUCAACAACAACAAAACUUGUAGGGUCCAGUGGGCCUGACGAGUCCUUAAAAAAAUUUGUUCACUUGCAGCCU
This is a messenger RNA of Zea mays, 1029 nucleotides long. RefSeq lists its product as uncharacterized. The record is from RefSeq and is marked provisional. The transcript has 6 exons. Bases 10 to 729 code for a protein of 239 amino acids. Lineage: Eukaryota; Viridiplantae; Streptophyta; Magnoliopsida; Poales; Poaceae.